ACUGUUACUAACAAUAACAUGUCUGUAAAUGCUGUUUACAAUUGAAUUAAACAUUUUCAAUAAAAAUUUUUUAUAGUUCAAACUUAAUUUACCGAACAGUUUAUUUUCUAGUGUUAAAUUUUAUUAUUUUAAUUUUUUACAUCAUGGCUCAUGCAUCAGCGUUAGUAUUGCUUGGUUUUGUCGAUCAACCAAUUCCAGAUGAAAGUAAAGUCGAAUGGCAUACCAACAAAAUUGGUGGCAAGCCUUCUUUCCCAGAAUCAAUUGAUGACGGAAUGUUGAUCAAUUUAAUCAAUGACCAGCUAAUUUGUCGGAAAUGUUCAAGCAUGUGUUCCUUGAUUUGUCAAAUUCAAUGUUCGGUUGAUGAAAGCCCUGCUUUUCGAGUAAUUUAUGUUUUUGCUUGCCUUCAAGAAAAGUGUAAUUAUUUUGCUGUUACCCGAUUAAUGCAUGAAUCUCAAUCAUCAGUAGGCAACCAGAUCACCACACAUUCAAAACAUCAUCAAAUCUGGGAUACUAGUGGUUGGAGUGAUGAUGAGGAUAAUGAGAACGGAGAGGAUAGCAAUAACUUAUUCAGUUCCAGUGAAAUUAAUCGACUCGAAAACUCUAAAGACACAAAUUGGAAGUGCAAAUUUUUGCCCAAAAGUUUUGAUAAUAGCUUAAACUUCAAGCCUUAUUACAUCAAUGUUGAAAAUAUAGAUGACUUGAAAAGUUCUAAAUUGUAUUUAACCAAAAAAGAAUUGAAAUAUUGCCAGGAUGAACCUCUAACUAAUGAAGAUGGAGAAAAAUAUGAAAACCCCGAGCUUUCUACUAUUUUUGGUAAUGAUAAGAUUGCGUAUAAAUUUUACAAAAAACUGAGAGAUUUUCCUAAACAGGUUAUCAGGUAUUCAUGGCAAGGUCAACCAUUGCUAAAUAGAUCGAAUUUGAAUUACGCGAUUGAAGCCUGCGAGAAUUGUGGAUCUUCACGAAAAUUUGAGUUCCAACUGAUGCCAGCUCUAAUUUCAAAAUUGAAUUUUCCCCCAUCUCCAUCAUCUCAAUCUUCAGUAGACCUUAACUACGGAACUGUUUUAAUCUAUACUUGUUCAAACAACUGUGACAGUAAAGCAUUAAGUGAAGAAAAAUGCAUAUUUCUAGAAGAAGUUGAUGAAAAUGUAAUUAAUAAAAAAUGACCUUUCAAGAAGUUCAAUUGGUAAGCAAGUUUAUUCUUUGUUUCUAUUUGUCAACCUGAUUUGAUUUACAAAUUUGAACAAUAGCUUCGCUGAACCUAAUUCAUUCUUUCUGUCAUAAGUGAAUCAAAACUGAGGCGAGUGACGUAAAUACGUUGGAAUGAAAAAUGAUUUUGUUAUGCAUUGAACAUUCUCAAUGGUGUUACUUGGAAACGAGGAAAAAUAUUUACUUGUAAAUCUGAAUUUGUGUUUACCCUGACUUCUAUCUGUGAAUUGGAAUUGACAUUAUUCAUUAAAUCCUAUUGAAAAACAAUA
This is a messenger RNA of Tetranychus urticae (two-spotted spider mite), 1475 nucleotides long. RefSeq names its product uS5 assembly chaperone PDCD2L. The record is from RefSeq and is a predicted model, not a curated record. Lineage: Eukaryota; Metazoa; Arthropoda; Arachnida; Trombidiformes; Tetranychidae. Gene Ontology annotation, cellular component: cytoplasm. Gene Ontology annotation, biological process: apoptotic process.